Messenger RNA from Odontomachus brunneus, 453 nucleotides. RefSeq names its product histone-lysine N-methyltransferase SETMAR-like. The record is from RefSeq and is a predicted model, not a curated record. The transcript has a single exon. Bases 1 to 453 code for a protein of 150 amino acids. Lineage: Eukaryota; Metazoa; Arthropoda; Insecta; Hymenoptera; Formicidae. Gene Ontology annotation, molecular function: nucleic acid binding.
AUGUGUGUGUGGUGGGAUUGGAAUGGAAUCGUUCACUAUGAGCUGUUACCGCCCGGUCAAACAAUUAAUUCCGAACUCUACUGUGAACAACUGGAGAGUUUACAACAAGCAAUUGAGAGGAAGCAGCAAAAAUUGAUCAAUAGGAAGGGUGUCGUCUUCCAUCAUGACAACGCUCGACACACAUCUUUGAUGACUCGACAAAAAUUCGGCGAGAGCUUGAAAGUUUUGAUGCAUCCACCAUAUAGUCCUGACAUAGCAACUUCAGACUAUCAUUUGUUUAGGUCUCUGCAGAACUCACUUAAUCGUGUAAAGCUGGUUUCAAAAGAGGCCUGUGAAAAUCACUUGAAGCAAUAUUUCGACCACAAACCACAAAAGUUCUAUCGCGAUGGGAUUAUGGCUCUGUCCCAAAAAUGGCAAAAUAUUAUCGAAAAUAAUGAAGUAUAUUUGGUUUGA